UUAGCCAUUGUUAUGUGUUGUUGCAGUAAUGGUAACUAGCCUAGAUCUUUAUACUCUGUCAUUCAUGCAUUGGAUGCAUUAUGCAAGUUCACACAAAAACAAUUCUACCUAUAAUAGACAGGGAUUGUAUUAAUGUGGUGUAGAUCGCAGGAGACCUUCUAUUGAAAAAAUGCAUGGUCAUGCACGGUAAUGCACGGUGGAUUAAGUCGGGCAGAUAUUGGGCGAGAGAAUAGGUUAGAUCGUAGUAAUUGAGGGGGACUUAUAUUGGCAAUUAUUUAUGUGUUUCAAAGAAUGUGAAUUAAGAUGCCUGAACAGUGGUUUGCCCUGGAUUUAAGCACUGGCAAUUCAAAUGGAAAGGAGGGAGCUGGUAACCAAUCAGCCUCAUUGUUAACACUGGCAGGUACCCAGCCCAACUCUUUCGAUGUUAAGCUCACACUUGUAGGGGAACCGCCAUUUAACUUGGCAAAAUCCAAUGGGGUUGAACAGGAAUCAGGUGAUGAGAUGAACUUUUCCGACGUUGAGGGGGAGGAACUUGUGCCCCAGGACCUCUCAAGGAAGGUCAAGGUUGCUGGGGACGAGAGGGUGGAAGGCCAGACAGAAUACAUGGUCUUCUCUUGCUCUGAUUGUCAAGAGCGGUUCCCUUCCAAGUUGAGCCUAGAGCAACACCAGCUUACAUUCCACAGUGGUCAAUCCUUAUCCAGCAACAUUGCACAGCCAGACAGCCCAGGUGCCAAUCUCCUCACGCCUGCCAAUCACUUCUCACCACGCAGACAUCACGCUGAGAGCAGCGACUCUGAAGGCCCAUCUUCGGCAAAAAAGAGCAGACUUACGAGUCAUGCCGCGCAGUUGCACUAUGGGAAAAGUACAAUACCUCCGCAUCUGGAGGCGAUUUAUGACGCAGGGAAGGUGUUACGCCUUGGGGAAGAGCGAAUGGAGAUUACUGAGGGGCGGGACAUAUCACACCCGUGUCAGGUGUGCUUCAAGGUGUUCCCCAAACCAAGUGAUCUCAAGCGACACAUGAUGUGUCACACAGGAGAGAAACCAUUCAGGUGCCAGUACUGCAGUAAACCAUUUCGAGCCAAGAGCAGUAUGCACUAUCAUCUUAAAGCCACCCAUGGGAUUGAAAUAGAACUUAGUCCUGGUCUAGAAGAGCGCUACCUCCGCAUGAAAACUCGUGCAACCAUGAAUCUCCUACAACGCACCGGAAAUACAGCCACCCUACCUCAGCUUUACGGGUCAGAUUCUUCACUUUUACACCGGGACCUCGAUAACUAUGAUACAGAUGAAGACUCCAAAUCAAAUGAUUCUUUUUACCAUAAUUCGGGAAUGAAUUCUGAGGUCCCAACUUCAGAAGAAAUGUUUUCUCAGGGUUUAUUUGGUGGUCAAAUGGGUACCAAUUUAAAGAAUGGGCUAGAUAUGCGAGCUUCAACCAAGACCUCAAACGCAAAUAGAUUCAUCCUGAACACCAAAAUAGGUGAUGUUAUUACACUUGGUAUUGGUCAAGAAGGGAAAAAGAAACUGAUUUUUCAAGGUGAAAAGAAUGUUGUUACCAAAUUGAAAGGCUCUGACCUCAAGACUGGUGAAAAUACCUCAGUUUACAGAUGUUAUUUAUGUUCUGAUAUAUUUUCAUCAUUUAGUAAAAUGCAGUUUCAUUUAUCCAAUCAUGUUGACAAACAGUUUUCUACAUAUCAGUGCUGUUUUUGUGAGGAAGUUUUCCAAAUCAAAACGCAAAUGCAAAACCAUAUUCGAAACAAUCAUUCACAUGAAGUCACUGGGCUAAAAAACAAUUUUACAAAAACCAAAUCCAGUGAUAAAGGCCAGUUAUAUUCCGGUAGCCGUUUACCUUGCACUUUCUGUAACAAGGUGUUUAAAAGCAUGGAGUCCAUGCAGAGACACACAAAGCUUCACCUACCAUCCAGAAACUGUUUCUGUCGAACCUGUGGAAAAACUUUUAAGCAGUAUAUAACACUACAGCACCAUGUUUCUGUAUGUCAUUCAAAAUCAUCGAGUAAAUCAAAAAAAGGUUCUUCUUGGGUAGGAGCGAAGAUGAACUUUUUCUUAUCACCAAAGCGUUUUAAAACUUCAAAUCAAAACUUAAUCAACAAAAAUGACGAGCCAGUGAAUGUUUCAACAGAUGAAGCAGUGGAAUCCUUACCUGGGCCAAACAUCACUGUGGUCAUGCCUCAGUCCCCUCUAGCAGAAGACAAUGGUGAAACCUCGGAUGUGGCACUAUCCCAGCACUCCUCUGAGAACCACUGGUCUGAGUCAUUUUCAGACAGCCUCCCAGUCGACCUUGAUGAGAGCAGCCAAGAGAUACGUACUGCCCCGAAGCGCCAUCUGCUGCCAUCACGUUGUGAUACCUCUCCCCGAGGUUCCCGGGUGCUCCCACCUCACCUGGCAUACCAGAACCACUCAGCAGAGCAGGACACUCCACUCAACUUCACAAAGGCUGCCUACAGUCAUCACGACACAAACAACAAUGACGAUGCCUCAAACGAGUCUCCAAGUUCCCAGAAUCACCGCCAAUCUCCGCAGCUCCAACUACCUCCAACCUUGACCAAUCCAGAAGCCUUUGGACUGCCAGGCUUUGGACUUGGUCUCACCUCAGCUAACCAUUACCUCAUGGCCAAAGCAUUAAUGGCCCACCAAAAUCUGACGCAUCACCUCAACAAUACCUCACAGCCAAUGAUUUUUCCUCCCAACCACCUACCUCCCAGUCUUGCUGCCAUGACACAGAUGAUGUCACUUCCUGGAACCUCCACGUUGCUAGGUGACCCACACCAGGGAACAAGUAAGUCACCAUCCCCAGCCAGCCAUACCUCAUCGAAAUCUGAGAAUUCUCCGGAAGAAAGGGACAGUAAGGAUGGGGUUAAGGAGAGCUUGAUGGGAUUGCCGCGUGCCAACUGGGGCUCCGACAAGAUGGGCUCCCUCUGGUCCUUCAACAUGUUCAGCCCUGACACUGGCCACACGGACGGACGCAAGGUCACCUCACUUUCUAGAACUCACUCCAGAUUGGGCAUAGUGCAGUCACCAAUCAACCGUGAGUCAAUGUGUAAGCCCACAACAUUGGCAGACGGACGGACCGUGUACAAGUGCACGUUCUGCUCGAAGGAGUUUGUCUCUUACUCAGAUAUCAAUAGACACAUGGAUUUCCACGAAGGUAAGACAAAAGAUAUCCGGCCGUACAAGUGUCAGUACUGUGACUACUAUGCCCGCACCAACAGUCAGCUCAAAGUCCACAUGAUGAGACAUCAGGGAAUACGAGAGUUCUGUUGCAAGUUGUGUAAUUACAAGGGUGUUACUCAGUCAGACCUUAAUCGGCACAUGAAGUCCCAGAUACACAUGCUGAAGAUGCGCAACGCCUGUUCCUACUGUGAAGAGGGGUUUGUCACUACAAAAAACCUGGAAAAACACCUUGACGGAAACUGUAUUGUGAAGAUGCAGAAGCUGAAUGGUGGUCUUGAAAUUCCUAUACAGGAGCGGGUGGCUUAACUAGCCAUGGUACAGGAGCAACUUGCUUAACUGGCUAUGAUACAGGAUUGGACAGCUUAACUGGCUCUGAUAUAGAAGCUGAUGUAUUAACUGGCUGUAAUGCAGAAGCAGGUGGCUUCACUUGCUCUAUUAUGAACUGUAGACAUAAUUGGAGGUUGGAUUGUACUAGUUCCUGUAUGUAUCAGGAGAUUAUUUCAUCAAGAAGCCUAGAAGCGGUUUUGUACCUAGGUGUAGUUUUCAGCAGAAGUUAUGCAAUGUUGAAAAUCCUGGGUUCAAAACUGCUCCAAGGUUUCCAUAGUUUCAGAUUAUGAAGCAUUAACUUUUGUGAUUUUACGAAGAAAAGGUUAUAUUUUAGUGAUAGUUAUUGUGGAUUUUAACUUGAUGUGAAGUAAAUUUGUUUAAUUUAUGAUUGGAAAAUAUAUCAUUAACUUAUUGCGGGUAUUAAGAUUUGUUAAAAGUUAACUCAAUAUGCUACAAUGAAGAGAUUUUCUAUAGUGUAUGCUUAUUCUUAUAAUAAGGCUGAUCUACGUGUAUUUUUGUUGAGCUCAGGAUUACAGGAAGAAGAAAUAAUUACACUGUAAACAAAGUACCUCCAUACUUCUUUUAGAUAUUUUACAGAAACCUUCUACCUCAAAUGUUAAGAACUACCUAUAUAACCAUGGGCUUUGACAUGGUAUUUAUUUGAAAAAAUGAUCAUUUUUUUUAUGAAAAAAAAUGUUUUCUUGGGUAUUCUGUUAUUCUGUAAACAGAAUAAGUCUAUUUCUUUACAGAAUUUGUUUUGGGAGUUUAAUUUUAUUUAUACAAAAUCAUACAUUCCAUUGUUGUUUGGUUUGGUUAGGCAUACAUGUACCUCUAUGUUUUUACUUGCAAAAAAAGGUUUUGAGUUGAAAUCUAACCUGGUAAUAGGUUGGAAAUGUAUACCAUGUGAUUACAAUGUAUUAUAUAAUAUUAUGUUAAAUAGUUUUACUUGAUGUUUGUGUGUUCAAUUAACCAAAGGUGGAUAGCAUUUCCACAAGUAUUCCAUUGUUUAUCAUUCCAUAACAAAUUACUUGUAGACUAUAUAAUCAUGUUCAGUAUCAUUGUAAGCAAAGGUGUACACAUAUUUUAUUUCUAUUGCUGUGAAGGUAUUCGAUGUACAAUAAUGUUCAGUUUUGUUGCCUGGUGACUUUAUAUUAUUUUAGUAUUAUUUGAAAAUGUGUAAUGUGUAGAGGAAGAGUAUGUUCAUACGAAACUGAUGCAUGCCGUUUUGACCUUUAAACAUGGAAUAGAUUGGGAAUUUCACUUCAGAUUCAUUUUGAAACAAAGAACAAAAAUAAAAUUGCUUAUACUUGACCUGUAAUGAUUUUUUGUCAUUAAUCAUAUGCUAGUAUUAGUAAUCAGUGACCAGUUCCUUUUCAAAUGACACCAAAAUUACAUGGGGACGCCAGCCAGCAAAAUUUCACAUUAUUGCGUACGUCGGGAUGAAAUGACAGGCUUAUUUGUACACCCUUACAUACUUAGUUAUAUUGUAUAUAAAUUCUUGUAGAAUAUUUCACCCUUACUUGUAUUGAUGAUAUUACUGCAGAAAGUGUGCAGCAUUGUUAUACACUGUCACAUGAUAUUUAUAUCAUUAUGAAAUCUAUAAUUAAUUGUUUGUAUAUUGGUCAUGGAUAAUUGAUUAACAUGAUGAGAUAGUGAGACAGGCAAAACAGAAUCAUAGAAUUGGGCAUAUGGUAGAGAUGGGGUGAUUUUCUUUUUAUAAUUUUUUUUCCAAAUUUGUUGGUAUAUUUCUACUUUUAACUUUGUUUUUUUUAUUGUUUUAAUGUUUAAAAAUAUAUGACUCAAGCAGAUGUACUGGAAAUAAAAUUAUCUUUUGGCGAAAAAAAUAUUUUGGCAGAGUUGGCUGAAGGUUAAACAUAUUACAUACAAACUUUUCUAUGACUGUUUCUUUUGUCAUGUCCAGCUAUAACUGGUACUGUUGAGCUUUACUUUAAAGGGUGAUGCUUAAGAAGUACAUGAUUAACUGUUGUGAUGUUGUUUUGCAGGUAUGUUGAAAAGAUAUUUUUCAUAUUUUAUAUCAUUGUUAUUGCUUGAAUGGUUAUGUUUGCUGUUGUGAUAUGGAAAGUGAGUUUUGUAAUCAUUUUGUUAGUGAUAUUCCAUUGUUAUAUCUUAUUCAUAUUUUCUUUACAUGUUUUCUAGAAUACCUUUAAUUUACAUUUUCUUUACAUUGUUCAGCGUCAAUAAGAAAAAAACUUUAAGGGAUUCAGUUUUGCUAAUAAGCCCAUACCAAUAUUAUUCUGCAAGGAAAGGUGUAUGCAUGUUUACCAUCAGAUUCUUCAUUCUUAUCAUACGUUAUUCAUACAAUUACAAAUGAAGGACAAUCUAUUUAGUAAUCCAUUACACCAUUCAAAACUUUUGUUGUUUAAUGUAGAAAAUAAACCCUUUAAAUUGAAAAAAGACUGACAAAUUCUUACAGAAGCUUUUACAGGUCUCAUUACCCUGACAGAAUCAGCUUUCUAUGAAGCAUUUGCUACUGAUUUUUAAAGAUUCCACAAUUUCUAGUAUUCCUAAUUGAUGUUCUACUAUAAUAUACACACUAAAUGUACAUUUUUCUAAGGGACCAACAGUUUUUAUCAAUCUACUAUAAUAUACACACUAAAUGUACAUUUUUCUAAGGGACCAACAGUUUUUUAUCAAUCUAUUAUUGUUUAUAUUCAUUGUGAUAUUACAUUGAAAAUUGAUUGUAUAGUUUUACUUACAGCGAAUGAAAGAAAGGAAAUUCUUUGAAUUUGCAACCUGGUUUCAGCCUAUUAUACCAAAGACCAUACACUUUGUUCAUGUAAAUACUUAUUACUGGUAGAUCAGCGUCUAGAAACUUACAUGUAGGUGAACCAGAGACUGUGAUAGGGAAUGUCGUGUGUUUUCCGGUGUUAUUUUUUAUAGAGGUAUAUUUGGCUUUAUAAGGACUAUUUUGUUGUAGGUGGUUCAGCAUGUAUAUUAAAUGAAAGACAUUUGAGCUAAUUAUCAAAUUGCAAAAUGAUUGUACAAUUUUUAUUCUAAAAAAUAAUGUGAUGAAUGGUGGGUGUAGAUAUUUUUUGUUGUAUUUAAUUUUUAUCCGCAAUUGUAAGCUGUUCUACAUUUAUUGUUGCCUAAGACUAUCAUUGCAAAAAUGAAUUGUAUAUCUGGCGAAAUUGCUGUAUGUCUGACAAUGUUCCCGUAUAAAUGAUAUUAUUACAUAGAUAUACCUGUGACCUGUUUCUACCUCUUUCAAACCUUGCAUGAAACGUGACCGGUAUCUCAUUUCAACUACAAUUACUCUCCAUUUUUUUUAAAAACAAAAACAAUGCUGUGAGUGUCAGAUUGAUUCCUAGUUUGUAGGUACAUGUAAGUUGAUGUAGAUAAUUUAGAUAAUUGUUAAAUUGUAUACCAGAUUUUAUGAUCUUAUAAUAUAAAAUAAGUCAUGUAGUUAAUUUAUGGCAUUAAAUCAAACAAUUCCUGUUUUAUAUGAUUAAUCUUGUUUGAUAUUAUAUACCUCUUUCCUUGUUUUUCAUGUUGAUAUGUCCAUGUAGUUAAACAAUUAUCAAUGCUUGUUCUAAUUUUAAUGGUUAUAAAUGGGAAUCAUUAAAUUGUAUAUCGUUACUAACAUUUGUGACGCUGGCGGUGAAUUUAAGUCCUGUAAAGGUUUCGUCAGUGGGUUAGGCUUACUCUUUUACUGGAAUAUUGUGUUUCAUGAGCCACAAUUCCUGAUUUUGUUUUGAUUUUCAAGCUGAUCACAUGAGUUUACUUGUUUUUUUAUCGAAAGCAUGACUUCCUUAACAGGGCCUAUUUUCGCUGAUUACGUUACAUACAUGUAUGUGUAUAUGAAUUAUAUUGUAUUAGUUUUAGAUGUUAUUAUUAUAUUUUAUUCAGGUUGUGUUUUAAUACCUCAAAUCUAACCUUGUGAGUUUUACACAUGAACUUUUGCAAGUAUACGUCAUGAGCAGAUGACUAUGUGGCCAUCUUACAAAGAACGUACAUGUAUUUAAUAAGCAUUUGUAGAACCAAUUAUCAUCAUGAACAUAAUUUAAAGACAUUUUCUAAGUUUGAUAAUGGGUAGAAUAGAGACACAAAAUUUAAUUGAUAAUCGUUUCAUUAUACCCCCACAAACGAAGUUUGAGGGGGUAUAUAGGAGUGAGCUUGUCGGCCGGUCUGUUUGUCUGUCGGUCGGUGGGUCGGUCUAUCGGUAUUCAUGGUGUCCGGACGAUAACUCAUGAAAGGCUAGACAGAUUUGAAAAAUUUUUGGUACACAGGUGUAACAUCAGAAGAUACAGGUCAAGUUCGAUAUUGGGGCUGGUGGGGCCAAGGUCAAGGUCACUGUUACUAAAAAUAGAAAAACGGUUUCCGGACGAUAACUCAUGAAAGGCUUGACAGAUUUGGAAAAAUUUUUGGUACACAGGACUGGUGUAACAUCAGAAGAUACAGGUCAAGUUCGAUAUUGGGGCUGGUGGGGUCAAGAUCACUGUUACUAAAAAUAGAAAAACGGUUUCCGGACGAUAACUCCUGAAAGGCUAGACGGAUUUGAACAAUUUUUGGUACACAGGUGUAACAUCAGAAGAUACAGAUCAAGUUAGUGAGCUUGUUAGUCGGUCGGUUGGUUGGUCUGUCGGUCGGUCGGUUUUCAUAGUUUCUGGACAAUAACUCAUGAAAGGCUAGACAGAUUUGAAAAAAUUUUGGUACACAGGUGUAACAUCAGAAGAUACAGGUCAAGUUCGAUAUUGGGGCUGGUGGGGCCAAGGUCAAGGUCACUGUUACUAAAAAUAGAAAAACAGUUUCCGGACGAUAACUCAUGAAAGGCUUGACAGAUUUGGAAACAUUUUUGGUACACAGGACUGGUGUAACAUCAGAAGAUACAGGUCAAGUUCGAUAUUGGGGCUGGUGGGGUCAAGAUCACUGUUACUAAAAAUAGAAAAAACGGUUUCCGGACGAUAACUCCUGAAAGGCUAGACGGAUUUGAACAAUUUUUGGUACACAGGUGUAACAUCAAAAGAUACAGAUCAAGUUAGUGAGCUUGUUAGUCGGUCGGUUGGUUGGUCUGUCGGUUUUCAUAGUUUCUGGACGAUAACUCAUGAAAGGUUAGACAGAUUUGAAAAAUUUUUGGUACACAGGUGUAACAUCAGAAGAUACAGGUCAAGUUCGAUAUUGGGGCUGGUGGGGCCAAGGUCAAGGUCACUGUUACUAAAAAUAGAAAAACAGUUUCCGGACGAUAACUCAUGAAAGGCUUGACAGAUUUGGAAACAUUUUUGGUACACAGGACUGGUGUAACAUCAGAAGAUACAGGUCAAGUUCGAUAUUGGGGCUGGUGGGGUCAAGAUCACUGUUACUAAAAAUAGAAAAAACGGUUUCCGGACGAUAACUCCUGAAAGGCUAGACGGAUUUGAACAAUUUUUGGUACACAGGUGUAACAUCAAAAGAUACAGAUCAAGUUAGUGAGCUUGUUAGUCGGUCGGUUGGUUGGUCUGUCGGUCGGUCGGUUUUCAUAGUUUCUGGACGAUAACUCAUGAAAGGCUAGACAGAUUUGAAAAAUUUUUGGUACACAGGUGUAACAUCAGAAGAUACAGGUCAAGUUCGAUAUUGGGGCUGGUGGGGCCAAGGUCAAGGUCACUGUUACUAAAAAUAGAAAAACGGUUUCCGGACGAUAACUCAUGAAAGGCUUGACAGAUUUGAACAUUUUUUGCUACACAGGUGUAACAUCAGAAGAUACAGGUCAAGUUCGAUAUUGGGGCUGGUGGGGCCAAGGUCAAGGUCACUGUUACUAAAAAAAGAAAAAUGGUUACCGGACGAUAACUCAUGAAAGGCUUGACAGAUUUGAACAUUUUUUGGCAGUAACCUUGGAGUUAUGGCCUCUUUUCAAAGGAAUGGUUUGCCAUUCCUGUGUCCAGGCGGCAUUUGGGGGUAUUCGUCACUCCUGUGACAGCUCUAGUUUUUUUUAAUUUAGUUUUAAUUUUUCAUGGUCAGAAAAUAGCAACAAAUGUGCAAUAGUGGUGAAUGUCGACGUUCGUGCCAUUCUAAGUUACAUAAUUGCACAUUGAAGAUAGACUGUUGUAUAUAAAAAUGUUCAGCUCAUCUUUAUUAAUGAUCAUUUGAUACACUUUCAUAAGUUCAGCAGAAAAAAACAACUUGCUUAUUUUUUAGUAAAUAAAGUUAUACAAAAUGAAUAUACAUGUGAAUACACAAUGUCAUGUACAGAUAUAUGUUUAAAAAUCAACAAAUUGGAUGACUUUCAAAUUAUGUAUUAUCUUUUAGGAAAAAAAAACAUUAGCAACAUUUGUACCACGAUGAAUUGUCACAAGAUGUCUGAUCAGACUGGCCCAAUAUUAUUGUCAAUAUCAUGUACUUCUUUACCCGAUUCAUUUACAUUCUCAUGAACUGUCAUUGUUGUUGAUUGACUUACUGCAAUGUUGAUGUAUUUUGUGUUUGGUUUGUGUGUUAUUAUGUGUUUAACUAGAAAUCCACUUUGUCUGCAUUUCGGGUGAUGGUCACUGACCAGUUGUGUAGAUUGCUCAAGAGUUUGAAAAUGGUUAAAGCAUUUUCCUGACGAAAGUCCCAUUUUAAAGAUUGUUUUUUAAAAACAAAUAAAUGCUCUGGCUUGUUUAACUGAACAGAACUAUUACCAGGUAGUUACAUAAUUACAACCUGACCUCAUAUAAUAUAGACUUGUCUUUGUUUCUAUGGUGAUAGUUGACAUUUAUUUUAUUCCUUGUGAAUGUUUUUGUUUCACUUUAUAAACCAAUCUACCUUACAAAUCACUGCAUAAAUGUUUGAUUCAUACACUUUAAUAAGAAUCAAACCAGACUAUUUUUGAAGCAGUCAGCAGUAAUAAGUUUUCUUCUUUUGGAGAUUUCUAAAGAAAAUCACUAAAAUUCGAGUUGUAUGUUUGGAAUUUGUUUGUACAACUGUGUAACACUCCAUGAUAGCGUGUAUAGUUUCUCUGUGUUCUACAAAUCAUUCCAAUGCUUGACACAUGUACAAUGUUUGUCUAUCUUUGCUAUUCUAUUAUACCGGUAUCAAUACAAUGUCAGUGUUAAAUGCUGCACUCUCACAGAAUUUUUUUGGUCUCAGAAUCAGUUGAUUUUGGCAUCAAUUCCUUUGAUUCAAUCAUACAGGAUAACUCGCUAUAGAACAGAUCUCAAUUGUUUGGCAAGCUUCAAAAUAUAUUAUUUUUUUUAAGCCGUAAGUAAGGUCAAUUUUCGAACUUAAUAUGAACGACUGCUAUCUGAUCUUUAGUCACCAGUCUUAUGUCAGUGGUUUUCAGACAUUUUAUUUUUUUCAUGAAGUUGUUUCAACUUUCAAUAUGUGAGAGUUCAGCUUUUAUUUAAAGUUCAUGUCGUAAAGACAUUUUAAACAGAAAUAUAUAAAUUCCACCUUGUUCAAGUUGGCAAUAGAUUGAUAGAUACUUCUUUUUGUCGAACAUAGCAUAAAUGACAUUCCUGCAAUGUAUUUGUCUAUAUUGAUGAUCAUUGUGAUUAUACGAAUACCAAGCAGUUCGAGUUCCAGUAUAUGAUUCCUUGUUCAUAGCAACUAUGUUAACCAUGAAUUAUAUUUCUAAGUAACUUGGUAAAAUUAUGGUAUUCUUGCUAUUGUUUGUGUUUGUUAUACAUUAAUUUGGUAAAAAAAUCAUAGAAUAUAUCUUAAACAAUUUCCAUUAUGUGUUUAUUGUUAUAAACGAUACAUAUUAUAUGAGUAUUAACUAACCCCACCUCAUUGACCAUUCUUUGUGACUUUGUAAACCAGUAGCUUUACAUUAUCAUGGUGAAAUAAAUACCUCUAUGUUAUA
Messenger RNA from Mya arenaria, 11284 nucleotides. Its product is annotated as zinc finger protein 236-like. Gene Ontology annotation, molecular function: RNA polymerase II transcription regulatory region sequence-specific DNA binding; DNA-binding transcription factor activity, RNA polymerase II-specific. The record is from RefSeq and is a predicted model, not a curated record. The coding region runs from base 304 to 3492 and encodes 1062 amino acids. Lineage: Eukaryota; Metazoa; Mollusca; Bivalvia; Myida; Myidae. The transcript is spliced from 7 exons. Gene Ontology annotation, cellular component: nucleus. Gene Ontology annotation, biological process: regulation of transcription by RNA polymerase II.